Messenger RNA from Effrenium voratum, 468 nucleotides. Lineage: Eukaryota; Dinophyceae; Suessiales; Symbiodiniaceae. The record is from the annotation of a GenBank genome assembly.
AUGGCUGCUGCUGACGCAGGCACCGCGACCAGGGAGGCCCACGAUGAGAAGGUGCGAUGGUUCAAGGAGUUCCUGUACAACCACAGGCAGGAGUGGGAAGAAAAGCUGGACCGCAAGAUGGCAGAGGGUGACAUGCGGAUCCCGCUGGAGCUGUCGGCGCUGCGGAAAGAAGAGCAGGGCCUCGAGAAACGGGUCUUGGAGGAUCCGGUGAAGUAUCUGCCGGCCUUCGAGGAGGGACUCCUCAGCUUCCUUUCGGAGACGGCACCCAAGGCGGUAAAGGCACUGUCUCAGCCGCUGCGGCUGGAUGUCCAGGGCGCAUUUGGACGCAACCAUGUGACGCCGAGGGGCAUGACGGCGGCCAGCACGGGCAAGCUCAUGUGCUUGGAGGGCCUAGUGACCCGAUGCCUGGUGACGCAGCCCAAGCUGCUGUACUCCAUGCACGUGCACAAGGGGGUCCUGGAGUCCUAG